AUGAACUCAACUACAGCAAAAAACGUUUUGUACGAUAUUUUUGAUUUUUUUUGUGGAAAUAAUAUUACGCUUAAUGAUAUCAUUACAUAUGGUAAUCAAUUUGAUCUUAAUAACAUUUUAUUACCGACUAAUUUUAGAACAAUUUAUGAAGAGUGGGAUUACAAUAGAAGAGAUGAUGAGGCAAUGAAACUAAUUCCUGAAAAAUAUGCAGAUUAUGUUUGUAUUAGAUCUACCGCAGAUGGAAAUUGCUUUUUUAAUAGCGCCUCAUUGAUUGUCUAUGGGCAUGAAGAAAAUCAUAUACAAUUACGUUUAGCUGUAAUGAUUGAAUUAAUGGCUAAUGCAGAUUAUUAUUUGCAACAAAAAAUUUUUGAACAAGAUGUACUUUAUCGAGAUGAAGCGUUAAAUACAAAUAUGGAAAAAGUUGAUAUGUUUAAAAAAACUCAGGAAUACAUUGCUGAAUUAAAAUUAAUGUGCAAGCCACAUUCUUGGUGUUCAAUGGUUGCGUUUUUUGGUUUAGCAUCAGUAUUGCAUAGACCAGUAGAAUCUCUUUUUCCAAAUACUGGAAGUGAAUUUAUGAAUCGGAUUUAUAAUUGUGUUAUAAUGCCAAGACAAAAUCCACAUUACUAUCCGCCAUGUAUUAUUAUGUGGAGUUCUCUUUCUGCAACAAGUUUUCAAAAUAGCGGUAAAUCUAAUCAUUUUGUACCGGUAUUUAAGAAAAAAUCAUCAUAUUACGAUUCAAAUUUACCACAAUUUUUGGAAAAAACUAUUCCUAAAGAUCUACUAUCAUCAUCUUUUCAGGACAAUUAUAUUAAUUUAGCAGUUGAUGAAGUAGAAUCUAAUAAUAAUAAUAAUAUAAUUACAGAUGAAGUAGAAUUUAAUAAUAAUAAUAAUAUAAUUACAGAUGAAUUAGAAUCUAAUAAUAAUAUAAUUACAGAAAAUGAAAAUUAUGACGAAGUUCAAAAUAAUAUAAUUGGAUUAUUUAUGGGCGUUGACAAUAAAUAUAUUCCCAAUAUUGAUAAAUUAGAUGGUUAUUUAAUUUAUCCGGAGGCUAAGGAUUUUCAAUUUACAAUAUCACAAGAAGAAGCGUCAUCUUUAUUUAUAUAUAAUAUUGAAAACUGUAAUUAUCAUUGGAGGCCUUGGCAAAUUAGUAAUUAUUAUUUAGUUGAAUUACUUAAAGGACAGUCUGAGUUUCCACCACAAAUUUCAAUUUCUGUUCUAAAAACAUCUGAAACAAAUAAAAAUUUGAUUAAAUACUGCUAUUGUGGAGGAUGUGAUAAAAAAAAUCAAACAUUAUUCAGAAUAAUCAUUAAUAAUAUUGAUUUAAUUCAAUCAAAAGAGUUUGUUAAAAUUAAUGUAAUAUAUUCAACAAAUAAAAGGCAAUGUAGACAUUUAGAUGGAAAAAUUUUUGGUCAAUGUCGAGGAUAUGCUAGACAAGUAUUAUCGAGAUCAGUAGAAUUUAAAUCCCCCCGACAGAUGAGAAAAAAAAUACUAUCAAACGUUAAAAAUGAAGUUCGUUAUACUGGCAAUCGUCAAGGUAUACCAUCAGCUCAUUCAGCUCGAACAAUUUAUUCUGAAAAAGAAAAAAAUGAAUCGGGUUACAAUUUAUGUGAACGGUUACAUGCAGCCAUAGGAGAUAUAAAUGGCAAAGAAAAGGAUGAUUAUAUUAAGAUUAAUGGAGCUGAUUUAGUUAACAAACGUCGAUUAUGGGGUUUUAUUCAAGAACCAAUUCAAACACAACCUUUAUCAGUCAUGAUAUUUAAUGAAGCAGGAAUCACAUAUUAUCAUUAUAAUGUAAAUAAUAAUCCUGGAAUUUUUUUGGAUUAUACAGGUCAAUUAGUAAAACCUGUACCUCAAUAUCUUACACCAUUAAAUAAUUCGAACAACAAAAGAAUUUUAAAUGCUUUUUUCACGAUGCCAUCAAAUGAAAAUUCUUCAGAUGCACCGCCAGUAGAUGUAUUUGAAUUGUGCACGAAACUUACUAGUGGCUAUAUUAGAAGUGUAUAA
Messenger RNA from Rhizophagus irregularis DAOM 181602=DAOM 197198, 2004 nucleotides. NCBI's taxonomy places the organism in Eukaryota, Fungi, Glomeromycota, Glomeromycetes, Glomerales, Glomeraceae. The record is from RefSeq and is a predicted model, not a curated record.